UUCACUCAACAGUUGACGGUUUAGGAUUUAGUUACAAAACUUUCGGUUAAUUUUUUUUGUUUCAUUGUUCUUUGUAAACUGAGAUUGUUUAGAAAUUGUAUAUUUCAAACAGAUACUGGAAUUGAAACAAAUGCUUCAAAUACAAGCGAAAUGAAACGAGCUCAACCUUCUUUCUUGCAUGCUAGAGAAAACAGCAUUGAUCGCAGAAUGCGACCUCGGCCGAACACACGAGUCAACCUGGAAGUCUUGAUGUCGAAUGAGAGUCAACAUUCAUCGUCCCGGUCUUCGUCGCCGUCGCGUUGCAGUUCUCCGGUUUCGGUUGAUCAUUGUGAAAACGCACAAGAUGCUACAAAAGACGGUGAAACUGUGAAGGUUUGCCUACGGCUAAGACCUUAUUUGAAGAAUCAAGCAUACCGAUUAGCGUUUAGAAUUCAGGAAAACACGCUCGUUGCCAGAAAUGUCGACGAAUAUUCGGCUGAAAGACAGUACACGUUUAGCGAAAUAUUUAACGAUCAGGUACCACAAGCGGAUGUAUACGAAAAGUGCAUAAAAGCAGCUAUCAAAAAUAUUACUGGAGAUCGAGGGGCAACAUUUUUAACAUAUGGCACUUCAGGUUCCGGGAAAACCUAUACCUUACUGGGAACGAAUAGCAAUCCCGGAAUCGUACCCCGAGCAAUCGAGCAAAUUUUUGUUGAACACGCUGCUAACAUUUCCCCUCAUCCUAGUUUGAGGAUCGAUAGAACGAUGGUUAGUUUUCUGGACGAUGAUACAAUUUGCGACGAAUUGAAAAAAGUGGAAAAUAUGAAACAAAUGCUUCAAUUCAAUAACAGCUGCCAUUCGAAAAUGAAAUCGAUUAUUAGAAAGGAACAUUCAUUUCAAACUAAACACGAUACGGACGUGAGUGUUUUUAUUUGGGUGUCAUUUGUUGAAAUUUACAACGAAAAUGUUUUUGACCUGCUGGCCCAGGAAUCAAUAUUUGGCAAACGCAAGCCGAUGAAAAUUGUGUCAAAUGAAGGCAAUGCGUAUAUAAAAGAUCUCUCAUGUGUAUAUGCUGGUAGCAGUGAAGAUGCAUUUAAUAUACUUCAAUUUGGUCUUCAAAGUGCUACGUACGGUUCAACAGAUGUCAAUAGCAAUUCGAGUCGCUCUCAUAGCAUAUUUUCCAUAACUGUUGUUUCCUAUUCCCUUGCCACGCAACAUAUAAAUUACUCCGUCUAUAAGUUCUGCGAUCUUGCCGGUUCUGAACGGUUAAAGAAAACCGGAAACUUUGGAGAGCGGUUGAAGGAGGCACAAAAAAUAAAUACCUCAUUGAUGGUUCUCGGUCGGUGUUUGGAAACAGUGCAUAAAAAUCAAAAAUCGAAAAAACUAGCAGAUUUAGUACCGGUGCGAGAUUCCAAACUUACGAUGUUGAUACAAUCCGCAUUGCUCGGAAAGGAAAAGCUUACUAUGAUUGUGAAUCUUUAUCCCACCGAAGAAUACUACGAUGAAAACAUCAAUGUGUUGAACUUUUCCUCGAUUGCCAAACAAAUUGUGCUUCAGAAAAAACCAACUCAGAAGAAUAAUCGAACUACACGUUAUUCUUUCUUUUUGGCACAAGCUACCAGCAGUCCGUCCUCACGUAUCGACAGUAAAUGUCUAUUGUUAGAGAAUGAAAGACUUAAACAAGAACUGUCGCAGGAAGCCGCCGUUUUUCGUGAACAAUUAGGAGAAAAGGAACUGGAAAUUCAACUGUUGAAACGGGAGUUACUCGAGCAAGAAUUACAGCUACGCAAUGAGCUGACAGAUGAUUUCGAAUCUUAUAGCACUCAGCGCGAAGCCACUUUCAAAACUCGUUUAAAGCAGGCACAAGAAGCGGCAAUUUUACCGUAUAAGCUACAGAUUACAAAUCUAAACGCUAAAAUAGAAGAGUUAAGAGCUACAAUUAAUGACAUGGAGUACGAAGAGGACGAAUACGAAAAACAGCUAAAUGCAUAUAAAGAUGAGCUACAAAAGUACCGCGAAAAAGAAAAUCGAAAUAGAAGAUUGUCAUUGUAAUUUAAUUUUGUUUUUAUUGAAAAUUGAAUAAAACAGCGCUUUUAUAGCACACACUUCAA
Messenger RNA from Malaya genurostris, 2090 nucleotides. RefSeq names its product kinesin-like protein subito (gene sub). Gene Ontology annotation, biological process: microtubule-based movement. Bases 151 to 2031 code for a protein of 626 amino acids. Lineage: Eukaryota; Metazoa; Arthropoda; Insecta; Diptera; Culicidae. The record is from RefSeq and is a predicted model, not a curated record. The transcript has 4 exons. Gene Ontology annotation, molecular function: ATP binding; ATP hydrolysis activity; microtubule binding. Gene Ontology annotation, cellular component: kinesin complex; nucleus; microtubule.